AUGAGAUCUAAUAAAAAUCUAUUAAUAACUUCGAAAAACCCGCAUUUGCGGCGCUUCGCCUCGGGCAAUGCUGGUGGUGGUGGUGGCGCGAGGUUAAUUGGAUUGGCGCUUGGUGCAGGCGCCGCCGGAAUCGCUGGCGUUGCUGGUUAUGCGGCAUAUGAUCCGAAAUUCAGGCAUAAGAUUGAAAAUAGCAUCCCGGUUUCAAAGGAGCUUCUCACUUAUACAAUCGGUCCUGAAGAACCUCCAGCUCCAAAAUUGAUCGAUCUGCGUCCGUUGCAAUAUUCAAACGAUCCGAAAAUCGCGCCAAAACCAUUCGAGCCGAAAAAAAUUACAAAUGCUGUUGAAAAAGCGCCGCCAGAGCCGAUUGCGACGAUCCCGACGCCACCGAAAAAAGCAACAAUUCCUAAAAAGGAGCUGAUUGGCCUGAAAGAUCCCGAGCCAACGCCUAUCAUGGAGGUUAAGAAGUCGACGAAGAACCCAUAUGUUGGAAAGGAGGGGUCCUUUGACAAAAAUGAAGCUCUCACUGAAAGCCUGAAAAAGCUUCUCGUGGACGCUGAGAAGGCCACAAAAGCGGCGACCACUGCCAAAUUGGAUACGAUUCGAGCAAUCGAGCAUCAUAUUCAGACAAUUCGGGAAGCUAUUGAAGGCGGCAAAGAUGGCGAUUGGGAUGCGGUGACGAUGGCGCAUCUAAAAGCUCAAACUUGCGAGAAGAAGGAUAAGGAAGCUGAGAUGUUUGCGAGGAAUCGCGUCGCCGAUCUUGUCAAGGAGGCGAAUUUUGGGAAGCAGGGUGAAACCACACAGAUGAACCCACUCCUUCCCGUGAGUCAGGCAACGGCGGUGAAAUUGUCGAACGAGCUUGACGAGAUGGCGACGAAUGUGAAGAAGGUCGACACGGAGCGCAUUUUUACGAACGACUAUGGCAAGUUGGUGGAAGAGAGCCGAAAGAAAUUUGUGCAGGAGGUGAAAGCCGUCCAUCCAGAAAUUCAAUAUGAAGAAGGCAAAAAAAUAAAGAAGAAUGAUUUGAAGACGAUGCUGUCGCAUGCGCAUUUGCGUGUUGAUCAGCUGUCGAUGAAGCUGAUCGAUAUGAAGCUGAAGGAGGAGAAGCGCGUCAAAGAUGCGAUUGAGGCGAAGAAGAAGGAGCUGCUUGAGAGUUUGAGAAUUGACGCGUUGAAAAAGGGAGAUGUUAAGAAGGAGAUUGUUAAGAUCCCGGAGAUCGACCAGAAACGAUUCGACGAGGAGCUCGCGAAGAAGACGAAAGAGAUUCAGGAGAAAUUCGAUCGAAAAUUGGAAGACGUCGUCAAAACCCAGAAGAAAUUGUAUGAUAUUGAGCACGCGAAUGACGUGAAUUCGGCGGUUGCCAGAGAAAGAGACGCGCAAGCGAUUUGCAUUGGAAAAGCGUUGUCGCAGCUUGAAGGAAUUGAGAAGGCGUUGAAGGGACACCUACAGAUGGAUAUCGAGAAUCGAAGAUCGAAACAGAUGUGGUUGGCCACUCAGAAUCUCGUCGACACUGUCAAAUUUGGCAAUCGGGGAAGUUGUUGUAUGGAAGGCCGAAGAGCGCCAUUGGAUGGCCAGAUGAAGACGUUGAUGAAAUGCGCUGGAAACGAUGAGAUGCUGAAGUUGGUCAACGAUUCGAUGCGACGUGUCAGCAAAAUCAAAGGAGAAUACACUUGUGCCGAUUUGAACACGCGAUUUCAGAAGGUCUACAAGAUUGGACGACGAUUGGCGUUUGUCUCGGAGAACACGGCCAACGGCAUUUUCGGGCAUUUGAGCAGCUGCUUGAAAUCGGCGCUGACGUUGCCGAUGCCGAUUAAAAAAGGAGAUGACAAAAUUUCGCCCGCACUCGAGAACAAUGUGACGCUUCUAGACCGUGCUGCCCAUUUAUGGUCCGAAGGUAAACGAUUGGAUGCGAUUCGCGUUUUGCAAUUGACGACUGGCGCGACUAGACGAAUUGCUCGCGAUUUCAUUGAAGACGCUCGUCGACAUGAAGAGACGCUUUUCCUUGCCCGCCUCCUUCUUGCCCAUUCGGCUCUCACUUCGAUCCGAUCCACCUAUUAG
This is a messenger RNA of Caenorhabditis bovis, 2055 nucleotides long. NCBI's taxonomy places the organism in Eukaryota, Metazoa, Nematoda, Chromadorea, Rhabditida, Rhabditidae. The record is from the annotation of a GenBank genome assembly.